AUGUUUAAAGGUAUUCCUGUAGGUACAGUUGACUACAGACAUUUAGAUUUACCUGAAAUAAACACAUUUACCUAUGUGUGUGGGUAUUUAAUGAAAAAAUGUCUGGAAAAACAUACCUGUGAUAUUUGUAUUGAGUAUGCUCGGUACCAAAAACAAUUGGAUAAAUCCUUUCUACUAUCAUUUAUUAAAGCAUAUUCUACUAAUAACCAUUCCACAUUUGGAAAUUUGAUGAUGCCAGAUGAUGAUUUUUAUAAUUUUAUCUUUGAAUUAGAGAAUAUAUUCAUCAAUAACUUUCCCUCUAUUGCCUAUGAGGAAGGCGUUGGGGCUAAGUUGAAAAUUGAUUUUUCUAAUGUACCGUAUGAUCAUCCCUGUGAAUAUUUUGAAAAAUCAUAUUUAAUAAAUUUAUUUACACGCUUCAGAAUUUUUACAGGUAUCAAAUUUUUAAACAGGGCUUUAGUUUCAGAGAAGAAAUUGAAAAAUAGAAAGUUAACAGUACUACAACAUUUAUAA
This is a messenger RNA of Macrosiphum euphorbiae (potato aphid), 510 nucleotides long. The record is from the annotation of a GenBank genome assembly. NCBI's taxonomy places the organism in Eukaryota, Metazoa, Arthropoda, Insecta, Hemiptera, Aphididae.